AUGAUAUUCGGUCUUCUUGCUAUGUGGACGCAGUACGCCUAUCUUGAGCAGCUGUCAGUUGGCAUAACUAGUCUUCCCGGAAGUCAGGAACGGGGAUCCUUGACUAAAGAUGCUGUUAGCAUUCUCUUGUACCAACAAGCUGGUCAACUGCUUUCAGAUGCCAUCAUAUUAUCAUCGCUGGAAUGUGUACAAGCCUGCCUCCUUUUGGGCACUUACACCUUGCCGAUUGAGGCAUCAGGUUCGUCAUACAUCUACCCCAUCUUAGCGCUGAAACUCGCCAUCCAGAAUGGCAUGCACAGACAAUAUUCCGGCACGAAUAUGGACGACCGGCGUCAGUAUCCAAUUUGA
This is a messenger RNA of Metarhizium brunneum ARSEF 3297, 348 nucleotides long. RefSeq lists its product as uncharacterized. NCBI's taxonomy places the organism in Eukaryota, Fungi, Ascomycota, Sordariomycetes, Hypocreales, Clavicipitaceae. The record is from RefSeq and is a predicted model, not a curated record.